Messenger RNA from Didymodactylos carnosus, 1445 nucleotides. Lineage: Eukaryota; Metazoa; Rotifera; Eurotatoria; Philodinida; Philodinidae. The record is from the annotation of a GenBank genome assembly.
CAAAAUGUGAAAAGUGAUUUGAAUCAAGAGAUACUUUGCUGCCCGUCGAUUCACAUAAUAAACUCUUCAGAAAAAAAAUUUGAACCGAUUCUGUUCCCCGUAUAAAAAGUCGGUUUUGCGCUAAUGAAUAUCUAGUGAUGUUCCACUCUGUAACUUAUUGAUUGAAAUCUUAUGCUUACCUCUUUAGAUUCUAUGAAGCUUUUUGUAGUGCUUUACGCACAAUUAUGUUUUUCAAUGAUAAUUAUUCUGAGGAUAACCUUAAUCGAACUCAAGAGUCAUGGACACGAAGUUAUAGUAAACGUCCUGUAUUAAAAGCAUUAAAAAGUACAAUUACAAGGACAACAACAAAAGAAUCAGCAUUACCUCAUUCAACAGAGGCAACAGGAAAUGAUACGCUAGGAUGGAAUAACUAUGAUAAUGAUCAAAGCUUUAAUGAAAACGAAAUUGAUCCAUAUGGCGUUGAAGUACGUUCACCAUUUGAGCGUAAUAUUCAUCGUUCUACUUAUUAUAAUCAAUCAAGAAGUCGUUCAGCAUCUACACCUUUAGCAACGCGUAACGAAUCGAAUCAUCAAUUAUCAAGAAAACGACACCGUAACGUUAUUGACACCGAUGAAGCUAAUUUCUCAGAGAUAAGGAUAGAAUUAAAACGAAUAAAAGUAGAAAUGAAACAAAUAUCCCUUAACAUUGAUGGAGUUUCAACAAAACUGGAUGAAUCUAUCAAUACGUGUAAUGAUUUAAAAGCAAGUUUAGCAUCAUUAACAAAAAUAAUGAUGGAAGUUUUAAACAUACAAAAAUUUGCAACAAGUACAAAUGUUCAACAGGAGAAUCGUCCAGUAAUUACUUGUAAUGGCAUAAAUUUAACAUCUGAUCCAAUACCUCCACAAAAACCAACGGCAUUAUUAUGUCGAUUAAUAAGAAAAUUAUGUACAAGUAAAGAAAUAAGUGAUGGGAUAAUUCCUGACGAACGCUUCGAAAAAAUAAAAGAAGCUAUUGGCGUCACUUAUUAUCCUGGUGAUAAUACAAAACUUGACGUUUUUUGGCAUGGAGAAGCUCAUGAUUCAAUUCUAGGACAAGCAAGAGCACAGCGAAGUAGAAAUAAAAGUUUUACAUGUACAAGAUGUAGUAACGGAUGGUCAUCGGCUAAAGCAACCGUUGAAUUUUACCAUCGAUUAGAUUGUGGUCGUGGUACUAUUCGAAUGUUAUUGCUUGGACAACAAUGUAAAAAAUGUGGAAAUAGAAAUGGAACGUAUUCUGAACCUGAUUUUCCGUCUGAUGUUAUGGAGAAAAUUUUGGAUAAUUUACAUCGUUGCAUAUGUGAAAAAUAUUAUGGUCAACCCAGAGUGAAAAAUCGAAAUCCAGAGAAUGCUAAAAAAAUGAAUGGGCCACACAUUAGGGAAUUAUGUGAAGCUUGUCGAAAAGGCAUUUGUAAAGAAGAUCGAGCAUAA